Messenger RNA from Penicillium nucicola, 981 nucleotides. Its product is annotated as CCDC90 family protein. The transcript is spliced from 4 exons. Lineage: Eukaryota; Fungi; Ascomycota; Eurotiomycetes; Eurotiales; Aspergillaceae. Bases 1 to 981 code for a protein of 326 amino acids. Gene Ontology annotation, cellular component: mitochondrion. The record is from RefSeq and is a predicted model, not a curated record.
AUGUCGAAUUAUCGGGAAACGUCAGUCUUUCCGCGCAUUAGUCAUUCGUUUCCCGAGGCCUCGACCGGGAUCUCUCCCAGCUUCACACUUGAACAUCCAAUCUAUCACUCAAAUACUGCCCGCUGUCCUUGGCAUGGCAUCACACAAACAUGUCGCGGAGGUCCCGCGCACUCUCCUUCCUCGUCUGACCUGGAACAGCGCCUCGUCACGUCCUUCCAUAACCAUCACCCUCCAUGCCGCGCCCGCAAGUCAAAGACCUCUUCAAGGCUGGAGUCCUUUGAGCCGACAAACACACUCACUCUCUCGUUUCCCGACGACCUUCUCCUCCAACGGCACCAUCUUCAACCCCCCCCAUCGAACCCCAUCCGUCACAAUGGCGUCUAUGUGGCAACCUUUAAUGCAGCUCGGCGUGCCUUUCACGCAACACCGGCGCGACCUCGCGAACAUCAUUUCGACACGCUAAAGUUUGUGAAGCGCCUUCAGACGGAAGGCUUCAGCGAGGAACAGUCCGUGGCUAUGAUGCGGGUACUGAACGAUAUCAUUCAGGAGUCUAUCCAGAACUUGACCAGAACUAUGGUUCUCCGGGAAGACUCGGAGAGAUCAACAUACACACAGAAAGUGGACUUUGCUAAGCUACGCUCGGAGCUGCUUAAUGCAGACUCCACCGAGGCUCAGUUGACUCGCUCAUCCCACGAGAAGAUUGCAGCAGACCUUGCCAAGCUCAACUCCCGACUCCGUGAUGAAAUUGGUCGGACUCAAGCUUCUGUCCGGUUGGAUUUGAAUCUUGAGAAGGGUCGAAUUCGUGAGGAAGCAAACGGCCAGGAAAUGCGGAUCAAGGAAACCGAAACACGUAUUGAGCAGGAAGUGGCUGGCUUGAGAGAACGGGUCGAGGCUGUCAAGUUCUCAACGUUACAGUGGCUCAUGGGUGUCUGUACCGGUACCGCCGCUUUGAUUCUUGGUGCCUGGCGCCUUUUUAUGUGA